AUUAAUUUUGUAAUCGUACCAAUAUUUGGUUACUGAACGCAGAACAAAAACUCUUCCCAAAAUGAAGCAAUUUCUUCUGAUAAAUAAUUAUUAACAGGACAAUUUAAUACUGUAACCAAAGAAAUUCCUUCAUAAAAUGAUAUUUUGCGAAGAAUAUAUGUGACACGACCAUUUAACAAGGUAACCAAAAAAAGGUACUAAAUCAAGAAAAAACUAAUACGAAUCAUUUAGGAAAUUUUGAGACACAUAAAGUAAUAUUUCAUAUCCGAACGAUUUCUACUCACCAAAUAUACAUAGAUCAUGUUACAUUAUAGAAUUAUAAAAUACAUCUAUUUGAUUAGAUGGUACAGUGGAUAUAUCAGUCAUACAGAUCAAUGAUGACGGUACGAUGAAACAAGUGCACAAGUCAGGGGGAGGUGCCUGGGGAGGAGUUAGGGUAAACGAGAAGAUUCUUGAAUUAAUUAGAGAUAUGACCGGACAAGAAGUGAUGUCAGAGUUUUCGAGCAAUCAUUGCAAUGAAGAGUACCACUUGCGCAUGGAAAUUGAAACUUCUAAGAGAAAGGUUGAUAGUCCUGCAAAGCUAGGCGAAGAAAAUGCAGAAGAGCAAAAAUUUUAUAUUCGAAUGCCGCAAGCCCUACAACGGAUUUGGAGGUCCAAGUGCAAAGCAUACAAGGAGGUCCUCUCGGCAAAUGAUGUUAAAUUUGAGGCAGGGGAAUUAUAUUUCAAGUCUGACAAAAUCAGAGAGUACUUUAAAGAUACUAUCGAUGGAAUACUGACCACUUUGAGAGAUGCUUUGGAAAGCUCAUCUAGCAUUAAACCAGGGGCUAUGAUUGUCGUUGGCGGCUUUGCAGAAUCAAAUUAUGUGAUUGAAAGUCUGAGAGAAUCCCUUGAGGAUAAAAUGAUACCUGUCUUAAAGCCUGAUUUUCCAGAAAAGUCCGUUCUGAAUGGAGCUGUUCUGUUUGGUCAGAAUGAUGAAAUUAUCAAGUCAAGAAUAGUGCCUCAUACAUACGGCAUUGCCAUGACUAUGGAGUUCAAUAGCCGCUUACAUUCAAAUGAAGAAAAAUAUGUAGAAAGUGACGGGAAAGAAAUGGCAAACAAUGUAUUUCGGAAGCAUGUUACCGUUGGUGACAGUGUCGAAAUCGGAAAAUGGAUCACAAGUAAGGAAUACUACAUAACCAGUGAAGAAACAUCAAUUUCAAGAGUCUACGUGUUUACAUCUGACAAAAAGAAUCCGAUACACACAACUGAAACCGGGAGCAAAUACAUCGGCCAUCUUGACAUCGAGUUUCCUGACAUCGACGAGGAAGACACUGAUGAAAUUUCGAAUAGAAAGGUAGUUCAGGUAGAGUUUAAUUUUUGUGGCACACUGUUACGUGUAAGAGCCGUUUCAACGUGUUCAGGGAAGACACAGACGAGAGAGUUGCAAAUAAAAUAUAACGAGAUGUUCAAGGAACAAAAAGAAUGACAAUGAAUGAUGAAAAUGUUUUAAAGUUCAUUCUGAAAAUAUACAUAUAUGUAUGAAAUUAUUGCUUGCACCUUGCCAAAUGAAUGCCACUUAUGAGAGCAUGUUAUGAAGGAGUUAUUCUAAAGCAAUGCUUUUUUUUGUGUUAUUUCAAUGCGCGAUUUAAAUUGUGCAUGUAAAACGAAACGUUUUUUUUCUUGAAUUUUGAAUAAAUGCUGACAGUAUAUUAUUAUAGACCAUUUUGAUAUCAUAAAGCAUUUUGUUUAGCUGUUAAAGCUCUGAAAUUGUUGCUAGAUUUCCCUAAGAGGAAUUGUUUAUAAUAGAAAUAUAGAAAUUUGCGUUGAAAUAUUUUUCAACAAUAUUCUGUUUUAAAAAAAUAUUUUGCCGCUUACUGUUAUUGAAAUACCAUAUGCAAAAUGAAAAACAAAGAUUGUUGGUGACUGAUCAACAUUACUUAUCAUUAAUUGAUUUGUUAUAUAUAUUGCCUUUGAUAUAUUAGUAUUGAUAUACAAAUUACUACCCUAAAAUUGCCAACAUUUUAGUAGAAAGAAACAGUGAUAUCGUGAUUUAAAUUAAUGUCACAAUAAAAACGAACCAUGCGACGUAUACAUGUAUAUCUAACUUUAUAAUUCGAAGGCUUGGCACUGAUCUGUUUAGAGAACAGUUUCAUUUUUAUAACUGCAUUUCAGAAUGGUCCCUUGGAAUAAUAAUUUUCACGAACUCUAGAUUACCUCAUACAAAAGUCAGAUAAAUAGUACUGCUAUAAGAAUUUACGCUAGUUCUGCACGUUUGUGUCAGUCUUGUUUUUUUUUCUACUUUUUUUGCUGUAUAGAUGAACGAUCAUUUCUGGACAUUACUUCUGAAUUUCAGAACGAAAUUACAGGAAUGGUAGCUCUGAAUUUAAUACUAUCCAUGUCAAUCAAGACUAGAAAACAACUGAAAUCAAAACUGAAUUAAGUGUUUAUGUUACUAUUUAUGUACAUCUUAAAUGUUUUCGUAAAAAUAAUAGAAAAUUGAUGAAAACAAUGUAUUAGGGUCUAGUUAUGACAGCGCGCUUGACUAUUGGAAACCUUUCAAAAGAAUAGUUACAUUCAGUUGCUUAGAUGAAAAGAUGAAAAAAAAAAAGAAUCAUUUUGCAAAAAUGUAAUUCAGAGUUAUAAAACCUACCAGCGAGGUCACAAUUUGUAAAAUGUUUGAAAACGUAUGGUCAAAUCAUGAUUAUAUUUAUCAAACUGUAAGCCUGAUUACGCCUGAUUAUGUUACCUGCUUUCUGAGAUCAUCAACUAACAUUCGGCAUGGCUCCGUGGCUUCUCAGAAACUUGCUUACAUUCAAAACUUUUAACAAAAAAUAUGCUAUAUAAAGGAAAUUUGUUUAGGGCAUGUCAACCUAUUUUCAACAAGUUAGACAAUACAAUGUAAAUAAAAUAACUCCCUUCUGAGCAUGACUCUAACAUCAGUGAAAAAAUACCGGAUCAUAUCAAGUAAAACAUCUCCAAACCGAAUCAUCCGCAAAUAUAUAUGAACAAUAUACCAAUCACUGAAGUGACUGAACACAAACAUCUUUGUCUCACCUUUUAUUCGGAUCUAAAAUGGUCCUCGCAUAUAUCUAUCACUUUGAAAAAAGCUUGGCAAAGAAUUGGUCCAAUCUUGGAAUAUUCCGAUGUUGUUUGGGAAACUGUCCAGAAGCUGUAAAGAAUGGAAUCAAGGCCGUCCAGAACGAGGCUGCUCGUCGGUGCGACAAAACUCUGUAACAUCCAGACUCUUACUCGAUCUCGGUUGGGAACCUCUGACGGAACGACGAAAAAAAAACUUCGCAUUGUUUUGUUCUAUAAAAUGGUCAAUGGCUUAUCACCCGCCUACCUGUCUUCACUAAUUCCUGAAAACCAACACAAUAUCAAUACUAGAUAUAACCAUAGAAACAUUAGAUAUAUCUUUUGCCAAUCACAUUCAUACAGUUCUUCCUUUAUUCCAAACACAAUACACGAAUGGAAGUUACUUCCUCAACAUUUCCUUCAAUCAAGGCCUUCAAAAAAUCCAAUCUGAAUUAAAACAUACCAAAAUCAAAUCCAUUAUUUAAAGUCGGGUCCAGGAAAAGGCCAAAUUCUGCAUGCUUGGCUACGUCUGGGUUGAAACUCCCUUAAC
Molecule: messenger RNA, 3604 nt
Organism: Mercenaria mercenaria
Lineage: Eukaryota; Metazoa; Mollusca; Bivalvia; Venerida; Veneridae
Product: heat shock 70 kDa protein 12A-like
Exons: 2
Coding region: 389-1465 (358 amino acids)
Source: RefSeq, a predicted model, not a curated record